This is a messenger RNA of Telopea speciosissima, 750 nucleotides long. Its product is annotated as protein DOG1-like 4. The record is from RefSeq and is a predicted model, not a curated record. Lineage: Eukaryota; Viridiplantae; Streptophyta; Magnoliopsida; Proteales; Proteaceae. The transcript has a single exon. Gene Ontology annotation, biological process: DNA-templated transcription. Gene Ontology annotation, molecular function: sequence-specific DNA binding. Bases 1 to 744 code for a protein of 247 amino acids.
AUGAAGAAGAGCCAAGUUCAAGAUAGGUUCUCAGAUUUCUACGAGCAAUGGGUGAACCAAUAUGAAGCCAAUCUCAAUGAACUUCUCUCUGUGUCAAGGGACCCUUCUUCCCAUACCCAUCUCCACCGAGCCCUCAUCUCCAAAGUGAUGACUCACUACAAACAAUACUAUACUGUCAAGUGGGCUUCUGCCAAAGACGACGUUCUGGGCUUCUUCUGUCCCACCUGGUUCACCCCUCUCGAGAACGCUUACCAUUGGAUAACCGGUUGGAAACCUUCCAUGGUUUUCCGUCUCAUAAACUCAUUACGCCAGACCCGGAUCCCCGGUCCGAAUCUCGUCGACAUAACCGAGGAACAACUGAAUAAGAUCCAGGAGCUUCGGAUUCGGAUCAAAAUAGAAGAAGAUAGGGUGGAUAGAGAGAUGGAGAGACAGCAAGUGAGUAUUGCCGACAAGCCAAUGGUGGAUCUGUCUCGGCUUUCUACUCAGGUCAAGAACGGUGAGGUGGUGGGUGAGUUGGACAAGUAUGUCGAUGUGACUUUAAGUUCGUUGUUGGUUGGGUUGGAACAUGUAAUGAAGAUGGCCGAUUGUGUUCGUUUGAAGGCCUUGAAGGGUGUAUUGGAAGUUCUCAAUCCUUUGCAAUCUGUGGAUUUCAUGGCGGCUAUUGCUAUGUUACAGAUUCAGUUGAGGAGAGUUGGGAAGAGAAGAGAUCAUGGGAAGAUCAUGAAGAACCAGAAGGAAGAUUAAGAAAAG